AUGGCCCCGCAGUCCGGGAGGUGGCGGCGGCCCCGCGGAGGGAGCGCCCGGAGCUUGUCGCGCCGCCGCCGCCGCCGCGGGGCCGAGCGGGGCCGCGGCCCCUUUAAGAGCUUCACCUGUCGGCCGCGGCCUCGCCGCGACGCGCGGCCCGGAAACGGAAGCGGAGCGGGAGGGGCGGACGGCCGGAAGCGGCGGCGUGAGGGGAGGAUGCCGCUGCCCGUCCAGGUCUUUAACCUGCAGGGUGCAGUGGAGCCCAUGCAGAUUGACGUAGAUCCACAAGAAGAUCAGCAAAAUUCACCUGAUAUCAACUAUGUGGUGGAGAACCCCACGCUGGAUUUGGAGCAGUAUGCGUCCAGCUACAGUGGGCUGAUGCGAAUAGAGCGGCUGCAGUUCAUCGCUGAUCACUGCCCACAGCUGCGGGUGGAAGCUCUCAAGAUGGCUCUGUCAUUUGUCCAGAGAACUUUUAAUGUUGAUGUGUAUGAAGAAAUCCACAGAAAGCUGUCUGAGGCCACGAGAGAACUGCAAAAUACACCUGAUGCUGUCCCUGACAGUGGAAUUGAACCCCCUCCUUUAGACACAGCUUGGGUUGAAGCUACACGCAAAAAAGCUCUUCUUAAACUGGAGAAACUUGAUACAGAUCUGAAAAAUUACAAAGGGAACUCCAUCAAGGAGAGUAUCAGGAGAGGCCACGAUGAUUUGGGUGAUCAUUACCUGGACUGUGGAGACCUCAGCAAUGCUCUCAAGUGUUACUCGCGAGCCCGUGAUUACUGCACCAGUGCUAAGCAUGUCAUCAACAUGUGUCUCAAUGUUAUCAAGGUCAGUGUCUACCUCCAGAAUUGGUCUCAUGUUCUGAGCUAUGUAAGCAAGGCUGAGUCUACACCAGAAAUUGCAGAACAAAGAGGAGAAAGAGAUAGCCAGACACAAGCAAUUCUCACCAAACUGAAAUGUGCAGCAGGCUUGGCCGAACUAGCUGCACGGAAGUACAAACAAGCAGCAAAGUGCUUCUUGUUGGCAUCAUUUGAUCACUGUGAUUUCCCUGAGCUGUUAUCUCCCAGCAAUGUGGCUGUGUAUGGUGGGCUCUGUGCCCUUGCUACAUUUGACCGUCAAGAACUGCAACGAAAUGUUAUCUCCAGUAGCUCCUUCAAAUUGUUUCUGGAGCUGGAGCCACAGGUUCGUGACAUCAUCUUCAAGUUUUAUGAAUCUAAGUAUGCUUCAUGCCUGAAGAUGCUGGAUGAGAUGAAGGACAACCUGCUGCUAGAUAUGUACCUUGCACCUCAUGUCAGGACACUUUAUACCCAGAUUCGAAAUCGUGCCCUUAUCCAGUACUUCAGCCCCUAUGUGUCGGCAGACAUGCGCAAGAUGGCCACUGCUUUUAACACCACAGUGGCUGCUCUGGAAGAUGAACUCACUCAGCUGAUCUUGGAGGGCCUGAUCAAUGCCAGAAUAGACUCACACAGUAAAAUUCUGUAUGCUCGAGAUGUAGAUCAGCGCAGCACAACUUUUGAGAAGUCUUUACUGAUGGGCAAAGAGUUUCAGCGCCGUGCCAAAGCGAUGAUCCUGCGAGCUGCAGUCCUGCGCAACCAGAUCCAUGUCAAGUCUCCUCCGAGGGAAGGUAGCCAAGGGGAGCUCACUCCAGCUAACAGCCAAUCCAGAAUGAGCACCAACAUGUGAAAAACUUCGUGCACUACCAAAAGAAAUGGUCCCUCAGGACUGUACCCAGUGUCUCACCCACUAACUGCUGAGCUUCACAAACUGUCCCUCUCUCCCUCACUUCUUGCUUGGAUUGAGAGAGUCAGGGUUGGUGGUGGAUAAUAUGAAUAUUCCAAUAACUUCAAUUCUCCUUGAAAAGAAAUUCUUUUUAAAAACAGCAUCCCUGCAAAUGGGUCAUCAUUUCAGUUUUGGUAGAAAACCUUCACUCUCCUUCCACCACUCCAUAAAGAGCUUCAGGUUAUCCAUAUAGAUGCUGAGUUGAGAGUUUUUCAGCUGCUAAUAGUUUUUGUUGUUUCAAAGCUGCAAAAAUAGUUAGUUGAAUGGACAGGCACGAUAUAAGAUGAAUUUUGCUGGCCUGAAAGUAUUGCCUCAAUUUUGAGCAAUGCUGAGCUUUCUGUUUUCCAAAUAAACUUACAAGUGCAUUGCUCUCAUUUAUGGAGCUUGAGUUCUGAUGGGGGAGGAGAUUUCCUUUGAGAAACUCUUGGAGAAUUUUCAGUUCUACCAGAAAACACGGCAUUGCUUCCAUGCAUUCAGUCACAGGCCUUUAUUUUAGGGUUUUAUGUUUACCUGCAGCCAGGUUCUCUCUCUCUCUGGUCUCUGUUUUCAAAGAACUGUUUCCUGAUGUGUUUCCCUCUUUGUGCGACCUGGCUUUAGGGUCCAGUGUUACCAUAGCAGUAAAUCUCUACUUCAUGCAAAUAUUGCUGCUUGCCCAGUCUUACUGCCAUAGUGUGUGAUGGUUUCCCCGCAUCCCCACACGUGCAAGUUGUUUUGGGUAGAAUGGAUAAAUGCCGUAAAAAACACCACUCAAGUCUUGUGUAAGCCCUGUAAGUCAGUCUAGUGCUCACUCUCCAGGUGCAUUUAUUCUGCUUUUCUUUUUCUAAAGGGGUUAAAGGUGGCAGCCCAGUGUGUGUGUGUGUGUGUGUGUGUGUGUUCUUCCUGUGUUCAUGAAAAGAGAUAUGCACUGAAUUUUCUGAAGUCACUGCAGCCUUGUAUUCAUCUAACCCAUAAGGCAAGCUGAGAAUUUUGAUCCAGCCCUGACUGGUCUGGCAAGUGACUGGAGAUGUUACUUUUAAUGUGUUCAUGCUUUUUUUUUUUUUUUUUUUUUUAAAUAAGUUGUUAUAUCUAGUGCAUUAAACAGCAGGAUUAAAAAACUACUGAGUAUUUGGAAUUUUGUGUUAAAGUUGGGUUUUAGGUAUUUUGAACUCAAGCCAUUGAUUUUUUUGCUAAGCUUCAUGAUGUUUCAUAGGCAAUUGUUUUGCUUUGUGAUCUGGUUGGAGAUGCAGCUUGGAUGAAAUGUAAAGAAAGUGCAGUUUGAAGAAGCAUUUGAACAGCAAAAUUCCUGUAGCAACAGUGGUCUCUCCUGGCUUUCCGUGCUUUUUAUUACUUAGGUGCUGAAAAUGGAAGCAGUCAGGUCUUUGGUUACAUUUGGCAUGGAAAAAUUCUCCCAUUUUUGCGGGAAGAACUUAGUGUCAAGCAUUGCUGAUGGCCAGUUUAGUGAGAAAGGCAAGUUGAGUCCUUGGGUAAAUUGCUGUACGUCCUUAUAAGAAAUGCAGGGAAAGUACUGUUAUGCUUUCUGUUUGUGCUGAAGGGAAGCUUUUCAGUCCUAAAAUGCUACUCAAACAUUCUUGCUUUCUUCCCCAGAUAGGCCAGUGAUAGUAUUUAUAUGGUAAAGAUGUUACACUCUGCUCUUUAGGAGAUGGUUUUGCAUCCCAGUGAAGUGCACCAUGCCAGGUGGCUGUCUGUGCUCCCGCUUUCGGGAUUUUUAUUUUAUUUAUUUAUAUCAGUGCCUUGCUGGAGGAUUUCUGCUGCAGGACUCCUCAGUGGUGUCUUAAGCUGACUGGAGUCUCUGUACUUCCAGACACCAGCAGCAUCACACAUCCCUCAGCAAGGGGCCCAUAAGGUGGCAACAGCAGUUUCCAGCUCUGGCUCUGACCCAAGGCCAUUCUGUAGCACUGGCAAGGCGUGGUUUUCAUCCCCCCAGACAAAAGUGCUUGCAGCUUCUUUGGGAGUGAUGGAGCAUUUCUCUUUUAUUACAUUGGCAUCAUGGAUGCCAAUUCUGCUUUAUGCAGAAUUACUGGCAUUACUUUAGCCUGUGAAAGAGGCUGCUGUUGCUUUUGGAUCUUGUAGAUGGGAGUCAGGGCUGUCCAGGCAUGUUUCUUCUAGACAUUGUCCAACACCUGCCUCAGUCCUAACUCCCUGCCAGUCUCAAACCCCACAAAAUACAACACAGUAUGGAUAUAUUUCUAGGUAAAUUGCAUUCAUAAGCAGUCUCCCCCAGUAAAAAUGAAUCUUACCUUAAAUCUCUAUGUAAUUUCCCAAGUAAUAAACGGGGAAAUGGUGACCCACAUAGACUGAAUUUUCAGUGAUUCCCUGUGACCACCAAGGUCAUUCAGUGGAUGAAGUUUUGUGGAAUGUGUAGCAUGUUGGUAUGUCUAAGAUACGAUCAGAGGGGCCCAUUUGUAUGGAUUUAAUGAACUUGUGCAUAACUUUUUGUUAAGGAACUGCCAGUGGUAGGCCAUGACAGGUUUCUCAUGCAGUGUAAAUCCUGCUUUCUUUACAUGACCUUGCUAGGACUAAAGGAAAAAUAGUUGAAAAGAACCUUGUUCUUUUGGCAAAGGCAGUUUUAAUUAGCAUAAUCACUCUAAGUGGUAAUGUAGAAGCUGCCACUGUGAGAUUUGUGUUAGAGUAGUUUGGGGUGAUUGGUAAUUAUCUGCCCAGAACUUGUCCAGCACAGUGGUCUGUGUUGCUAAGUUUAGCAGGGGGAGGUCUGUUUAGAGGUGAUAAUGGACCAUGGCUGGUGCAGCAUCAUCUGUGAGCUGCUUUUGGCUGAAAGGGGUCAGUGGGUGAGGGAGAAAACAGAGCUCAGUCUUUGCCGCAGGCCAUGUGGGUAUGACCUGUACAUCUCUCCUGUGACUCUGCAGCAAAGGUCUUAGCACUGUUUCAUCCUCUGGAUAGCUCCCAAAACUGACACUGAAUAAGGUAUUAUUUCUGAUAUGUGCAAUGUAAUAUAAACUUUCAGGGAAAGAAAAAAGAGGAAACUUCAAUCUGACGAAGACCCAUCCUGUAUUGGUACAAAGUGCUUGUCAAGCACUGAUUCAUUUUUCUUUUAAAGUCUCAGCCAAAUUAAUUUGACUAUUUGAGAUUCUUCUGUCAUCUUCAUUACUCUUUAUGAAGCAGAUAGCAGUGGGGCAGCAGUGUGCCGCAUGGGACAGUGCUCUAAGUAUUUUUUAUACCACUUGUGACAGCUGAGGCUGAGACAAGUCAGCGUUUCACUUCUCUGGUAUUCCAUCAGCUGUGAAUUUGCAGUAGGGUGAAAAACACCAAACUGGUGUGGAAUUGAAUUCUGCUUCCUCUGAUGCUGUUAGAGAAUAGGGAAAGGAUUACUGUCUGCUUUGCAAAUGAGUUUUGUACUUAAAAGUAAUGUUAUUUUGGCUUAUGUGUUCUUAAGGAUCUGUGAACUCCAUUCAGCAUUUCAUAGGGUUGCUGUACACAACCCUAGGAUAACUUGAUUAGGCUAAAUUAGUUAGAAAAGGGAACAGAAACUGGCUAAUAGGUCAUGUCAAGCUCUAAGAGAAAAUGUUCAAGAUUCACUAAUUAGAGGCUUCGUAAUUCAUAAUACAAUUAAGUCUCUUGACAUCAAAGAAAUAAUUCAGGCUUAGGCCUUGGUAGAGUUACUAAAGCUACAGACUGAAGGACAGUUGCAUUAGCAAGAGAUAGUCUAAUUCAAACAAGAACUCAAGUGGCAGGACCUGAAAAAUCUGGUUUAGGUGGUAGAUCAGGCUCGGUAUUCUUUUUGUCCCUGACCCUACAGGUACCACUGUUUCAGUUCUCUAAGCUUUCAGCUCUAGCUUUCACUAUUGUACUCCCUGUGCCUGUAGUCGAUACAACUGUGAACCCUCUGCACUUCAAAGGUUGUAUCCCAUAAAUACAUGCUGAAAUCUCAGAGUCUCAA
Molecule: messenger RNA, 5662 nt
Organism: Serinus canaria (Common canary)
Lineage: Eukaryota; Metazoa; Chordata; Aves; Passeriformes; Fringillidae
Gene: GPS1
Product: G protein pathway suppressor 1
Exons: 14
Coding region: 1-1671 (556 amino acids)
Cellular component (GO): COP9 signalosome
Source: RefSeq, a predicted model, not a curated record